Molecule: messenger RNA, 3498 nt
Organism: Toxotes jaculatrix (banded archerfish)
Lineage: Eukaryota; Metazoa; Chordata; Actinopteri; Toxotidae
Gene: gucy1b1
Product: guanylate cyclase 1 soluble subunit beta 1
Exons: 13
Coding region: 114-1970 (618 amino acids)
Biological process (GO): cGMP biosynthetic process; response to oxygen levels
Cellular component (GO): guanylate cyclase complex, soluble
Molecular function (GO): guanylate cyclase activity; heme binding
Source: RefSeq, a predicted model, not a curated record
AAGGGGUGGAAAUGGACGCAGAAACACUCAGCAUCUGUACUAAACGAUGAAGGUUGUGUCUGAUUCAACGGUUUUUGCUUAAAAAUUAGGAAAAAGAAGAGCAGCCGUCAAUCAUGUAUGGUUUCGUGAAUCACGCCUUGGAGCUCCUCGUUUUAAGGAAUUAUGGCCCGGAAGUGUGGGAAGACAUCAAGAGGGAGGCUCAGCUUGAUAUUGAAGGUCAGUUCCUUGUUAGAAUCAUAUAUGACGAUGCCAAAACGUACGAUCUAGUUGCGGCUGCAAGUAAAGUUCUCAAGAUCGAUGCAGGAGACAUCUUGCAGAUGUUUGGGAAGAUGUUUUUUGAAUUUUGCCAAGAAUCAGGAUAUGACACCAUCCUGCGAGUGUUAGGAUCAAAUGUUCGUGAAUUCCUGCAGAAUUUGGAUGCCCUGCAUGACCACCUGGGUACUAUUUAUCCCGGUAUGAGGGCUCCCUCAUUUCGCUGCACUGAUGCCGAGAAGGGAAACAAUCUGAUUCUUCACUACUACUCAGAGAGAGAAGGCCUGCAAGACAUUGUGAUCGGCAUCAUUAAAACUGUCGCUCAACAAAUCCACGGAACAGAGAUAGAGAUGAAGAUGAUCCAACCUAAAAGUGAGGAGUGCGACCACAUCAAGUUCCUCAUUGAGGAGAAGGAUUCAGAGGAGGAGGCGUUCUACGAGGAUCUGGACGGCUUCGAGGAGAACGGCACGCAGGAGACCCGCAUCAGUCCGUAUACGUUUUGCAAGGCCUUCCCUUUCCACCUCAUGUUUGACAAGGACCUGAUGCUCACACAGUGUGGGAACGCCAUUUAUCGAGUCCUGCCACAGCUCCAGCCUGGAACCUGUAUCCUCCCUUCAGUUUUUUCUUUGGUCCGCCCUCACAUUGACUUCAGCUUUCAUGGCAUCCUUUCCCACAUCAACACUGUCUUUGUUCUGCGAAGCAAGGAGGGCCUGCUGAAUGUGGAGACUGUAGAGAACGAGGAUGAGCUGACGGGGGUGGAGAUCAGCUGUCUGAGAUUGAAAGGACAGAUGAUUUACUUGCCAGAGGCGGAGAACAUCCUUUUUCUUUGCUCACCCAGCGUAAUGAACCUGGAUGAUCUCACACGAAGGGGGCUAUACCUGAGCGACAUCCCACUACAUGACGCCACGCGUGACCUGGUGCUGCUGGGUGAGCAGUUUCGUGAGGAGUACAAGCUGACCCAGGAGCUGGAAAUCUUGACAGAUCGUCUGCAGCACACACUCCGGGCCCUGGAGGACGAGAAGAAAAAGACCGACAGAUUGCUCUAUUCCGUUCUGCCGCCAUCUGUUGCCAACGAACUGCGACACAAGCGGCCUGUCCCGGCAAAACGCUACGACAACGUGACCAUCCUCUUUAGUGGCAUUGUAGGAUUUAAUGCCUUCUGCAGCAAGCACGCCUCAGCCGAGGGAGCCAUCAAGAUAGUCAACCUGCUCAAUGAUGUUUACACACGUUUCGACAUCUUGACAGACUCUCGCAAGAACCCUUAUGUAUACAAGGUGGAAACAGUGGGUGAUAAAUACAUGACAGUGAGCGGCCUGCCAGAGCCGUGCACGCACCACGCCAAGUCAAUCUGCCACCUCGCGCUUGAUAUGAUGGAAAUUGCUGGACAAGUCAAAGUGGAUGAUGAACCAGUACAGAUUACUAUUGGGAUCCACACAGGAGAAGUGGUGACGGGGGUGAUUGGCCAGAGAAUGCCAAGAUAUUGUCUUUUUGGAAAUACAGUCAACCUCACAAGUCGUACCGAAACUACUGGUGAAAAGGGAAAAAUAAAUGUCUCCGAAUAUACUUAUCGGUGUUUGCAGUCUGCUGAGAACGCCGACCCUCAGUUUCAUCUGGAGUAUCGGGGCCCCGUCACCAUGAAAGGAAAGAAAGAGCCUAUGAAGGUGUGGUUUCUGUCCAGGAAGCCCACUGACACGGAGUGCACCGCAGUUAAAGCUUAACUGUUCAACACUAAAACAUCCCGGGCGUCAUCUAAUGAAAGCUUCAGUUCGGUACGGUCAUGGGAAAUUUUGAGGCAGGGAUGAGAUGGAUCAGAUGUAUAAAGAGUGAUAAUUUAUCCACAGACAUGCAAAUAUUUUUAAUAUGAUGAAACACAGUGUUUUUUUCAAAGUGAAUAUGAACCUGUUUCAUUACUCCCCCUGCUUUUCUGCUUGACCUUGAUAUGUCAUGACGUCACUAUAUUUUUUUAGCUUACACACAAUAUUGCCGUGUUUCAUGAAAAGGUUAGUGAAACAGUAUAUGGCGCAUUCAAGUUUGACAUAUUUUUGGACAAAAUACACUCACGUUGUUGUAUGAAGGUUUUGAUAAGCGAACCAUAUUACAUCUAUCUUAAAUGUUUUUAGUUGCUAAUUUUGUCAGAUAUUAGUGUUUUACUGUAUUUGUUCUGAAGCCCUCCAAAUAUCCUGAGAGUCUAUAGACUUUGCCAAAAUAACUCAUUUCACGUUAAUGAAAUACAGUAGUUUUUUUAAUUAUUGUCAUUUUUACUUUUGGAAUGACAAUGAGAAAUUCUUGAUUUAAAGUGAAAGAUUUGACUUAAAAGUGUUAUACAGACGCUUAAUGAUAAUACAAUUUAAAAAAAACUUAGUGCCAUGACAUUGCUGUCACUAUUGGAGGGACCCAUCUUUGUUCACUGGAUGUGAUACAAGAUUCUACACUGAAUAUGUUACACUGGCAUCAAAACUAUUAAAAGAAAAAUUAGAUAUUAGAAUUGUUGUAUUUAUAUGGAUUUACACCACAGUGUUCAUUAGUUGUUUGGCAGAAAAGCCACUAUUCUUAUAUUUCAUAUGUCGAAAUUCAAAGACGUGUUUCAUGUUUUUUUUUUAAGUCACAAAUGAUAGUGUAGAGCCAUUAGUAAAUUUGUAUCAUCAUGAAUCUAUCACUGAAUCAUAAAAUAGUUCUAUAAAUAAAAAUGUGCACUAUACACUACACUAUUUAAUAUAUUUAUUGCACCUUUCCACUUAUCACACAUUCACUUUUUUGUCUACUUCUAUGAAAAUAAUAUUGAGUACUAUUUUCAAUUCUACUUUAUGUUGUUGAGAUGAUCUUAAAGAUCUGCUUAUUUAUUGUUAACAUUAUGUUACUUUGUAUUUAUUCUUUUAUUUCAUUAGAAGGCUUUAGUUGAAAUGAAUAGAUCACCUUUAGAAAAGAAAAGAUAUAGUACAUUUUAUUAUGGAUGAAACUACUGUAUGUGCCUCCAUCAUAUUUAUAAUUAAAGUAAAACUUUGUGCUCUAUGUGUUUGAUUAAUUUCACAUGCGUAUAUGUAUAUACUGUACUUUGUCCACCACAUUUUUUUUUCAAAGUCAUUAUUACUAUCACACCUCACAUGAAGUCCUGUGCAAGGAAUCCUCUCCAACAAAUCCAGCUUCUUGUGCAAGAAACAAACAGUUGCCUCCUGUACUGUACGAGUGCAUUUCUGUGGUUAUUAUUUUAAUAAUGUUUCUGUUGGGAGGUGAACUAAUAAAAAUAGU